GUUUGUUGGCAGCCUGAAUUCUUUGUUACAUCACUGAAUAAUGGAUGAGACUAAAAGAGAAAAAGGAAAGAGACAAAGUCGAUCCAGAAACCUCCAGAGAGAUAUCCAAUUGGAUUCCAUCAUUUCAGAGCUAUGAAGACUUCAAGUGUAAGACACUACAAUCAUUAGAUGGCUUUAUGAUAAUACUGAGUGCAGAUGGAGUGAUAGUUUUUGUCGCUGGAAACAUCACUUGCCUUCUUGGCCAUUUACCAGAUGAGGUUGUGGGUAAAAAUUUAUUAAGUCUUCUGCCUGAUCAUGAGAAAAGUGAAGUCUACCGAAAAAUUGCUUUCAAACACUCUUUGUCAAGCUCAGUGGGAAAACAUAUUGAUUUUUGCUGUCACAUAAAGAGAGGAAACGAUAAACAUGGUAGUAACCCUACUUAUGAAUAUGUGAAAUUCAUUUUGACUUUAAAAGAUAUUUCAAUUGAGCCUUUGGUGCUCUUCAGUAGCUUCUUCCCUAGCCCCUCUUUUGCUGAAUCGUGUGGUACAUAUCUUCCUUUGGAGGAUCGAUUUUAUCUGGUGGGGUCCAUCUGUAUCUUCAGGACUCAGACUCUACAGGACCUUUUCACUGUAGAGAAAGCUGGGGAAGAUAUUCAGCUGAUAAGAGACUCAGAUGAGGAACAUCUAUCUACAGAGUGCAGAAGUGUUCAAGACCACAUAAGAAGUUCUAGAGUGGAAUCCCAGUUUGCUGAACCUGCUGCUACUACCUCAGAUGAUCAAGUUGAUCUUGUAACAGUCGAACGUUAUGGAUCACCAGAAUCUGUUCAUGAAAGUGAAAUAGAGUCUGCUACAUGUUAUGACUCCAGCACAUUUUCUGUGGAAAGCAUACCUGAAUCACCAGCUACAUCAUCUUUGCAGAGCUUUGAAUUUGAACCUGAGGUGGAACAGGUGGAUGAUAUGUAUGAGGUUCAACAGGUGGAUGAGGUGGAAGAGAUGAGCCAGAUGGAUGAGAUGGAAGAAGUGGAACAAGCAGACAAGGAAGAAGAGGUGGAGCGAGUGGAGGUGGAGGAGGAGGAAGAGUUGGAGCAGGUGGAGGAAGUGGAGGAAGAGUAUCAGGAGGACCAGGAGGAGCAGGAGGAACAGGAGGACCAGCUGAACCAGGUGAAUCAAGAGGACCAGCUAGACCACGUGGAGCAAGAGGACCAUCUUGACCAGGUGGAGGAGGAGUCCCUCUCAUCCUCCAGUGUGGCUGCUAGCAUCAAUGAUGAGCUAUUACAACAACCACCAUCAAUUGCACUGUACAUCAACAAACGCGAGCUGGAGCUGAUGAAGACGUUUAGGGAGCAGCUGGAAGACAAGACUCGGAUGCUGCAGGAUGGCAUCAAAAACCUGCAAGACACACUUGAAAUGAUGACAGAGCAGUUUCGGAGAAUGCAGGAUUCCAGCUUUCAGAUUCAGCCAACCAUGUCAUACCACAUUGACUGUCCUGAGCCUCAGUCUUUGGAGCCAAUGCCCAAGAAACCACGCACUGACAAAAUGGAAGGACUCCUUCCAGAUUUCAAGGAGACCAGCCUUUCCUGUGGUUCAUGUUUAUACCACUAUUUCAAAUUCCCUGAGGAGCUUGAGGAGCCUUGCAAUGUCUCCAACCAGGGGCAGGAACAAUACCUGCAGCAGCAGUUGCAAGAGAUACAGGAACAGCACAUGCAGCAGCAGAUACUUCAGGAGCAGUCACAGCAGCAUAAUGCCACUGUGGGAAACCAGACACUGAAAACAAGCCUGCCAAACCAGGCUGACAUGGCUAUGCCCCUCUGUGAUGACCCUAUUACAUUUAUGCAGAACCAGCCCACUGUUGUUCCUGUCCAGUUAGUAGCUGGACAGCAGCCCUCUGAUGGCUAUCAAGAUGAAAACCUUGGGGACCAUGAAGAUAACAGUCAGAGUUUUCUUCCUAAGGACCAGCAGGGGUCCCCCAUGAAUUCGCUGUUACUGGUGUAUACUCCAAGCUCUGAGACAGGUUCUUCUACCAGCUGUUCUGAGUCUUCCAUAAAUUCUGACUCAAACUUAGUCACUUCGGAGACCUCGAAGGAUUACAUCCAACUUUGGCAACAGCCAUCGGACCCACAGUAUGAUCUUUACUUCCAAGAGAAUACUUGUCCUUCCAGUGAGCGGGCCUCCCUCCAGGACCAAGCCACCUGGGCCCAGCAGGUGCCAGCUACUGAGGUAGGAAUCCAGAGGUUUCCAGACUCAGAGGCUUCCCAGGACUCUGAUGAAUUAACACCAGGCCAAAUCAACUAUUUCAUGUCUGCAGAAUAGUCCAGUUUGGAUGAACACCAGCAAGACUUUCAUAUUGAACCUUGAGAGAAGAGGGACAGACAGACCAAUUAGGUCUGCAUUACCAGGGGAACUCCAAGGCUUACAGAGUCCCCUGGAGUGGGGGUUGGGGAAUGGGGAGGGUACUUUCUUUAUUUUCUUGACAAGUUCUGUUUGGGAUUGUUGAGCACACCCUGUUUCUUGGAAAUUGUGUUGCAGUGGCAGCCUAUGAUCCUUAGUGUGCUAAUAUGUGACAGCAGCCAGGCCAUAGCAGGAGACCACUUUCCCCACCUACUCUGCUUGACCUUGCACACACCUAUUCCACCAUAGGCAGGCAGGUUGCAGAAUCUGCGAGUUAGAAUACCUUUUUUUCUGCCAAGAAACAUUUUCCAGCAUGGUUUGCAAUCUAGUAAGAAGCUGGUCUGUCUUAAGCCACAAGCCAAAGCCUUGGCCUUGAUGACCAAGCCUUGAAUUUCCCCUACGGUCAUGUUUGGGAAACCGCAACAGCAUUCCAACUGUGGGAAGCUACAGUCAGAUUAACACAGGUGCUUUGUAAUGAA
Hyaena hyaena (striped hyena) is the source of this 2845-nucleotide messenger RNA. RefSeq names its product PAS domain containing repressor 1 (gene PASD1). Gene Ontology annotation, cellular component: CLOCK-BMAL transcription complex. The record is from RefSeq and is a predicted model, not a curated record. The coding region runs from base 45 to 2288 and encodes 747 amino acids. NCBI's taxonomy places the organism in Eukaryota, Metazoa, Chordata, Mammalia, Carnivora, Hyaenidae. Gene Ontology annotation, molecular function: DNA-binding transcription factor activity, RNA polymerase II-specific. The transcript is spliced from 16 exons. Gene Ontology annotation, biological process: negative regulation of DNA-templated transcription; circadian regulation of gene expression; negative regulation of circadian rhythm.